AACAGAAACCUCUCUUCCCCCAGGACACCCUUUCAUUCCCAACCGACGAGCCUCGCGUUCUCACUUUGCAAUUCAGAGGAUUCUGAUCAAAGCUUGAUAUGAAACCCUUCAAAGUUUUCAGAGGAUUGAGCUCAGCAGUAUCAGUAUCCACCAAACCCCGCACGUCCCGUUUCAAUUCAUCCCUUUUCUGCCGAUAUUUCUCCGCGCAACCGCGAGAAACCGAAAAUUCCUCGGCCGCGGCCGCAGUCCCAUCUUCAUCUUCUUCCGAAGAAGAUGAGUUCUCGUCAUCAGAUGUGUUCGACAGCUCGGAUUAUGCAUUGGGUUCGGAUGUGGCAGACGAUUCGGGCAAUGUGAGGGUUGAGCCCACUUGGGAUGAGAAGUACAGGAAUGAAGCCAGGAGGAGGAUGUUCGGGGAAGAUGUUCCUGAUGCGAGUAGUUCCAGAGGUUUCUCAAAGGAAGAGGAGAAAAGGAGGAGAGCUGCCGCUCUUGCGAAGAGCCUUCUCGAGGCUGUGAAUAGGAAGGUCGAGAAGGAUGAUGAGGUGCAGGAGGGUGGGAGGUUGGUGAAGGAGGAGGAUCAGAAAUCUCUGUCUGUUGGGAUUAUUGGGGCUCCCAAUGCUGGAAAAUCUUCUCUCACGAAUUCCAUGGUUGGAACUAAAGUUGCUGCUGUGUCACGCAAGAUCAAUACUACUACACAUGAAGUGCUGGGAGUGAUGACUGAAGGAGAUACACAAAUUUGUUUUUUUGAUACUCCAGGACUGUUAUUAAAGAAAAGUGGCUUCCCAUAUAAAGACAUGAAAGUGCGUGUUCAGAGUGCAUGGAGUUCUGUUAGUCUUUACGAAGUACUUGUUGUCAUAUUUGAUGCUCAUAGGCACCUUACCAAGCCUGAUCAGAGAGUAGUGAAAUUGAUUGAACGGAUGGGUUCUGAAGUUCACAAAAACCAGAAGCGGGUCUUGUGCCUGAAUAAAGUUGAUUUGGUUGAGAGAAAGAAAGAUCUGUUGAAGGUUACUGAGGAGUUCAAACAUCUCCCUGGCUAUGACAAGCAUUUUAUGAUAUCCGGGCUAAAGGGAUCAGGGGUGAAAAAUUUAACACAGUACUUGAUGGAGCAGGCAGUCAAAAGACCAUGGGAUGAAAUACCAUUCGUCAUUACUGAGGAAGUUAUGAAGAACAUAUCAAUGGAAAUUGUCAGGGAAAAGUUGUUAGAUAAUGUGCAUCAGGAAGUUCCAUAUGGAAUUGAACAUCGGUUAGUUGACUGGAAGGAAUUACGAGACGGUUCUCUCAGAAUCGAGCAGCAUUUAAUCACACCUAAGAUGAGCCAACGCAAGAUUCUUGUGGGAAAAAAGGGUUCCAAAAUCGGGAAGAUUGGGAUUGAUGCGAACGAGGAGUUGAGAUCAAUUUUCAAGAGGAACGUCCAUCUCCGCCUCAUGGUGCGAGUGAAACAAUGAGCUCAGUGUGGUCAUGUUGAAACUUUGCCAAUACCUACAGAAACAACUGCUUCCAACAAUGCUAUUUGCUUGAUCAUGGUGUUUUUUGGGCUUGAAGAAACCAAAGGUAUAUAAAUGUGCAUCUAGUUUGGGCGCAUUACACAUUUCACAUCUAUGGAAGGAGAUUAUGGCAAUCUGGCUAGAAGCUCUGGAGUGCUUUCUGUUUAUUUUAAAAUGUUUUUCGUUUUAUUUUCUAGAAAUUGAGAAAAAGUUCAUGGAGGAAGCAAGCAAUCCAGGGUUGGCAACUAAUUGAAUGAUCAAGUUUGUGCUUUUGCCUGAGAAAAGUGUUCUUUGUUCAUCAAUUUUUUUGUGUACCGAUUUUUAUGACAUAAAAAAUAUUAAAAGUUCAUCCCCCUC
Cuscuta campestris is the source of this 1838-nucleotide messenger RNA. The record is from the annotation of a GenBank genome assembly. NCBI's taxonomy places the organism in Eukaryota, Viridiplantae, Streptophyta, Magnoliopsida, Solanales, Convolvulaceae.